UGAUGGGAUUUAGUAAAGAUUAAAGUAAGGACAGAAAGAAAAGGACUAAGGAUUCAACAAUCAACUCAUGUUAAAAGAUAUUUUUCAUUCAUUCAUUCAUUCAUGUUGAUCAUGCUAUGCUAUACUAUGGUUUGAUGACAAUGCUGAUUGUUAUGAUAUCAGACAAUGACUUGGAAUUAGAGAAGAAGAUCCUCCUGUCACUUGUCUCCUUUUCCAAACAUCCCAAUAACCACACAAGUAUACUAUAGUAUUAUAUAUAAUAUAGUAUAGGUAGAUAGAUAGAUAUGCAACAACUGUGCAGGCAGGCAGGCUCCCAAGCUAAAGAAUGAGAUCUAUAUUAACCUGCUGGCUUGGUUGCUGUAGGCAUAUAUCACACACAAAUGGUGGGGGUGGGGGGGCCUUAUCUGCCUUGUUUCAUCAAAAGAAUUUAGAGUUCAGCUCCAAUAUUAAACCUUGGAUGUAUGACUACUCCAUUUUAAUUAGGUCCCACCAUACCACACCACACCUCCCCUCCUCUUCUUCUCCCUUCUUAGCUUCUUUCCUUCCUUUCCUUCCACAUUCACCUUAACAAUUUUCUUCCCACUCACAUAAUUAAAUUCAUGGAGAAGACUGAGAGAGAGACUCGAGAUUUCAUGAACGUCGAGUCCUUCUCUCAGCUGCCCUUUAUCCGCCCUGCUCCCCAACUGCUCAAAGAAAAGGGUGCUGCCAUUAGGCUUUUCGGCAAAGAAUUCGGCUGCACCACCAGCAGCAGUAGAGACCAUGAUCAUGCAGACUCUGCUCGUGAUGCCGAAGCAAGUAAAGAUAGCAGCGGUGAUAACACUCCAGAGGCCAGCAGCAGGAAAUUCGAAUGCCAUUACUGCUGCAGAAACUUCCCCACUUCUCAAGCACUUGGGGGUCAUCAAAACGCGCAUAAGAGGGAGCGCCAGCAAGCAAAACGCGCCCACCUACAGUCGGCAAUGGUGCACGAUGCACAUGUUUAUGGCCUCAUGAGCAACUACACCCGCCUAGGCUCAUCAGCCCCACCACUUCCUAUGCCUUAUCACUCUUGGAGCAGCAACAACAGCAGUAGCAACAUCCCCUAUGGCGGCCACAGCAGGCUCUUUGGUAGCCAUGGCUCCUACAACUCUCAUCAUCCACAACCCAUUAAUGGGAGUCCCCUGGGACUGUGGCAAGCACCGGAAACUCAUGGAUUGUCGGUGUACAGUGCUCGGGAUCGCCAGCAUCAUCAGCAAAUUCCACUGUUUAAUUCCAAGGAUGAGCUGAAUCCAUUAUCAUCGUCAUCAAUACCUCCUGGUUCUCAGUUCCAACUAGGAUACAGACAGAAGCCUAACAUGCAAGAGACUGUGAGUUUGGAUUUACAUCUUUAGUUAAUACAUGCUCAUACUGCAUCUUGCAUCCUCACAGCCACAGGAUGUGAAUUGAUUUUACUAUUGGUGUUUCUUGAGCAAAACUGAGGAAUAGCUAGCUAGCCUACAAUUCUGUUUGUUGAACAAAGUAAGAGGACACUGUCUUCGAUUUCUAGUAAGACUACAAUCAGUUCAGUUGAUUGUUUUCAACAAUGAGAUUGUUAUUAUAUUGAUAUUCCCCACCCUGAGAUUAGACUAGACAAAACUCCAGUCUUCUGAACCCAUAUCAAUUACAACAUAGAAUCCAAUUCUUAGAUAGGAUAAGACAGGACAAGGUAGGAUUGCUUGCGUAUAUCUCAACCUAUCCUUGUGCUCCAACUGUUAGUGUCGGUAGCUUCAACACAAAAUCUUGCCCAGAUGGGAAAGGGAAGCAAAAGGGGGGCAACACUUAGCUUUUAUGUAUGUAUGUAUGUAUGUAUAUAUGUUCAAUGGCAUAGUAACCUCACACAAAUAAAUAUCUGAGACAUUAUUUUACAUGGCAUGGCAGUCACAACUACAAGCAAGUUGUAUAGGAUUGAUUAUUGACAAACAUUCUUCAACAUCCAAACUAUUACUGUUGUUCUUGUUGUUUGUUUCUAGAGAUUGUUUGGUUACUGUAAUAUAUUAGCAUUAUCCAUAGCCAUAGCACACCAGUUGAGGUUUGGGGUGGAAGGUGUGGCCAUAGGUUGAGAUAGAAUGUGAGAGCGGUGGCAGUCUAAAGUCCACAUAACAAUUUGUCCGUAGAGGAACUCUGACAACGUCAUAUUCAUGGCAAUGCCAAUUCAUAGAACCACGAGCAUAUAUACACAUCUAUAUGUAAUUAAUGCCAAAACCCAAUACAACAAAACCAUGAUUUUUUUCUUCCCCUAAUCCUAUGGUAAGCAUGCAUACAUAUUCUUAUAUUGUGUUUUGCAGAUUUCUCAUGAUAUUCAUUCAUAUUAAUCAAGGUUGGAUACUUGUUCAGAUUAUGAAUAUUAUUAUCAUGCUCGUUUUGAGAGAGAGAGAGAGUGAAGUAUAUUCAUUACCAGUAAAAAACUAGGGUUGUCUGAAGUUGCAUAAAUGGGUUCUGAGUUCUGACAAACACAUGUAUGAGAGUAUUUAUGGAACUACAUUAUUAAUCCACUCAGAGAGCAAAGCACAGUAAACGAAAAGGAAUGAAUAAUAACGAGGAGAGGGUGAGGGUUUACCUAAUUUACCUUACCAGAGUUACUACGUUCGGAAUCGGAUUGGUAGCUAGCUAUCGAUCGGUACCACUAUUCCAGUGUUCCUCUCCUCCAACUAUCUCAAGGCCCACAAAUUAAUUAAUGCACUCUCUGGUGGUGAGGACAGAGCAGAGAAACCUACAGAAACCACAUUC
Messenger RNA from Andrographis paniculata, 2742 nucleotides. RefSeq names its product zinc finger protein 8-like. The record is from RefSeq and is a predicted model, not a curated record. Gene Ontology annotation, molecular function: DNA-binding transcription factor activity. Lineage: Eukaryota; Viridiplantae; Streptophyta; Magnoliopsida; Lamiales; Acanthaceae. Bases 600 to 1367 code for a protein of 255 amino acids. The transcript has a single exon. Gene Ontology annotation, biological process: response to gibberellin; trichome differentiation; trichome morphogenesis.